Messenger RNA from Cylas formicarius (sweet potato weevil), 2791 nucleotides. Its product is annotated as sodium-dependent noradrenaline transporter-like. The transcript has 17 exons. Gene Ontology annotation, molecular function: dopamine:sodium symporter activity. The record is from RefSeq and is a predicted model, not a curated record. The coding region runs from base 1 to 2298 and encodes 765 amino acids. Gene Ontology annotation, cellular component: neuronal cell body membrane; neuron projection; presynaptic membrane. NCBI's taxonomy places the organism in Eukaryota, Metazoa, Arthropoda, Insecta, Coleoptera, Brentidae. Gene Ontology annotation, biological process: sodium ion transmembrane transport; dopamine uptake involved in synaptic transmission.
AUGUCACACAUAUGCGACAACCUGCCGCUGAAAUCGCUGCAGAAAAUGAACAUCGAACAGUGUCCUUCCUACAAAAUCAAAACGAUUCAAAACAGCUUGAAGCAGGAAGAAAAGGCCGAACGGAGAAAGUCGACGGACGACGUUAAAUAUUCCAGCUCCGUGAGGCCCAGAUCGUCGAGAAGCUUUUCCGAAAUUUUCUUCAGGAACAGAACAACGCGUCGGAAUGGUGAACUGAAAGAGCAAUGCGGUAGCAACGAAACCUUGAGAACCAAUGGUAACGACGAACACAUGGUCAACGGUAAAAGUGAAGAAGACUUGAAAAAAGGCACCACUAUCCAUUCAACACCCACCUCCACUCUGGAUGAUGGUUACGAGUCAUCGAAUAGUACCCCAUUGGUUUCCGGAAAGGGAAAUUUGAAACAAAUCAACGCAUCAUCGAAUCUUAUAUUAACAUGCACGUUGAGGAAAAAAGACCUCCACGUUCAGUUAGAAGAAGACGAGCACGAAUCUUUCGUGCUCUCGACGACAUCGAGUCAAGCGGGAGAGGUCGACCCCGAUUCUUUUACGGCCGAGGACAAUCGCGAGACCUGGGGCUCCAACACCGACUUUUUAUUAUCUAUUAUUGGAUUCGCAGUGGAUUUGGCGAAUAUUUGGCGGUUUCCUUAUCUAUGCUAUAGAAACGGUGGCGGCGCAUUUUUAAUACCCUAUUCGUUAAUGCUAGUCUUUGGUGCGGUACCCUUAUUUUACAUGGAGCUUAUCCUUGGCCAGUUUAAUAGGCAGGGUCCAAUUAGUCUGUGGAGGAUAUGUCCGUUGUUUAAAGGCGUUGGAUUUUGCGCGGUACUGGUAGCAUUUUACGUGUCAUUUUACUACAACGUCAUUUUAGCUUGGGCUCUGUACUAUUUGGGUUCAAGCAUUUCAGCAGAACUCCCGUGGAUGCAUUGCAACAACACAUGGAACACGGAGCUGUGUUGGGAAACGAGGAUGAUGAACGAGUCAGGCAGAAAUCUAACCGGUCUGAGUAAUGAGACGAUAUCGAAAAUGACCAAAUACACCCCGGCGUUUGAGUUCUUUCAUCGAGCAGUGCUUGAGAUGCAGUGGAGCGAUGGCUUACACGAAAUGGGUUACCCAAAGUGGCAGCUGGUAGUUUGUUUGGUGAUGGUGUACAGCCUUCUAUAUGUAUCAUUGUUUAAAGGAGUAAAAUCGUCAGGCAAGGUAGUAUGGGUGACGGCUACGAUGCCUUACGUCGUUCUCACAAUUCUGCUGAUAAGAGGGCUGAUGCUUCCGGGAUCGUUAACUGGCAUCUCUUAUUAUUUAAAACCAGAACUCAGUAAACUGAAAGAGACCCAGGUGUGGGUAGAUGCCGCCGUUCAGAUAUUUUACUCCGUGGGAGCGGGAUUUGGGGUCCAUCUCUCCUACGCCAGCUACAACACCUUUCAUAAUAAUUGCUACAGGGACUGCAUAAUCACAACGAUCGUUAAUUGCUUCACCAGCUUUUUCUCAGGCUUCGUGAUUUUUACAUAUUUGGGAUACAUGUCUCACAAACAGGGAGUCGACAUAAAAUAUGUGGCCACGGAAGGCCCUGGACUGGUAUUUCAGGUGUACCCCGAAGCUGUGGCGACGUUACCCGGUUCUCACUUAUGGUCGGUUCUGUUUUUUUUUAUGCUGAUCAUGCUGGGGGUCGAUUCUGCCAUGGGUGGUUUAGAAUGCGUAAUCACCGGCCUAAUGGAUGAGUUUUCCGUGUUUUUCCGACAGCGUAAGUUCACGAGGGAAAUUUUCACUUUUAUCGUUAUUAUGAUGUCGUUUUCGGUGGCGAUGAUCAAUGUUACCCCUGGAGGAAUUUACAUGUUUCAUUUGUUCGACACUUACUCGGCCGGAAUUUCCCUUCUCUGUUCAGCUCUAUUCGAAGCUAUAGCUGUUUCUUGGUUCUAUGGAUUAGACAGGUUAACCCAGGACGUUGAAGCAAUGUUGGGAAUUAAGCCAGGACUGUACUGGAGGGUGUGUUGGAAAUUUAUUAGUCCUAGCUUUAUAGUGUGCGUUGUAAUGUUCGGUUUAUUAUACCAUCAACCCCUACAGUACAACGACUACUCUUAUCCCAAUUGGGCAGAGUGGGUUGGAUGGUCUUUAGCACUAUCCUCAAUCCUCAUGAUUCCCAUGGGAGCAGUCAUACAAUUGUGUAAAGCUAGUGGAUCGUUAAAAGAGAGGAUAGCUAUAUGCAUUUCACCAGUUGAAGAGCACGGGGAUAUCAGGAAAAACAAACUUAUAAAAAGAUUUAAGGCCAAGCACUGGUUUUACGUGUAAGUGCAGAUCCAUGGAAUAAUCAGACCCUUUAUUACGCUAGUCGUAUACUUGAGAAAGGGUUUUACCGAAUUUUGUAAUAUAAAUAGAAAACCAUGUAAAUGUGAAAUAAGGUAAAAUUUUCCAUUGUAUGUCAAAAUAGUACGGUCGUUAUAGUGAUGUACAAAUACUGAUUAAAUUUCGAGAUAGCAAAUUAUACUUCUAUAGAUGUGGAAGGAUCAGAAACUGAUACAAGGUGGCUAGUCCAAUUGCUUUUUAUAUAAAAUUUCCCCCAGUUAGUUGGACAGUAGUUUUGACCACUUUUUAGUCGUAUAUGAUAUAUAUUUGUUGAAAACUAGGAUUGUCCAUGUCUGUAUAAAUUAUUUGACAAGGUAAAAGAGAUUGUAUAUAUAAUAUUAUAAAAUCGUAAAAUAUUUAACAGCAUUGCCUUCGAUGUUAAAUAUUUCAGCGAGAGUUUUGUAAUUUUCAUCAAAUUUGUAUUCUUUUAUCAGGAGAG